AUGUCGGGCGGCAGCUCCUCAGAUCUUGAUAACGCCCAUCAAGAUCCCGCUCAUCUCACAAGCAAUGAACAUGUUGAAAACGAGUCUCAGCCGCUCUCUCGUCCAACUUCCACCAGGCUUCGCUUCCUCGCUCAAAAUCCGCCGCUCAGAACAACGACCACCUCGGCGCCGCAGUCUGAAUACGGCAGCAGACGCAGCUCGUUCAUCGCUCCGAUAGACGAGAUCCUUCCUGAUGACCACGUCGACGCUGACACCUUUGGCGUGGUAGAGGAGCGAGAUGGAUUCUUCGACGCCUCGUUCAUCCAAGGUACGCGGCUGGUACCCGAAGGCUUCGUUGAACGCUCCAGGGCCUCGUUGCCCGCGGCCUUUGAUAAGGAUUCUCCUCUGGCGGCUCGUCGGUUUAUACCGAGACAGAUUGAUGCGGUCAAGUUCGUGGUUCGCAAUGUCGCCACCACUCGUGCUGGCCUUCGCCUUCUCAGGUCCUUUACCGCCUAUUUCGCAGCGUACAUUAUGUGUCUGAUCCCAGCCGUCCGGGAAUGGCUUGGCCGAUAUCACUACAUCAUCGCCGUCUCCGUCAUCUUGAACCACCCGGCCCGGACUCUUGGUGCCCAACUUGAGGGUGCCGUUUUCACCUCUAUUGGUACGGCCGCUGGGAUUGGCUGGGGAGCUGUUGGUCUUUUACUGUCUACCUCCACCUCUGCUGCCAGUGCUGGCUAUGGCGGAGUUCUGGCUCUUUUCCUGGCUUUGUUCAUGGCAGUCGUGGCAUGGGUACGUUCAUACUACACAAGAUUCUACCAAAUGGUGGUGUGCGCUGGUGUAGCAAUCAUCUUUACCUUGUUAGCCCAAACUCAAGGCGAUAUUAUCGUAUGGGAAAAGCUGAGAAACUAUGCCGUUCCAUGGCUUCUGGGCCAGGCCCUUGCACUAGUUGUCAACUGCACCGUCUUCCCUGAUGCCGGUGCGAGGCCACUUGCCAUUGCUUUUCAUCAGUCUUUCUCGCUCAUGCUGGAUGCCAUUGUGAUUCCACGCCCCCGAGACACCAGGCUCAGGCGGAAUCUAGUUCGCUCCUUCGUGGACCUCUCCACCGCCCACCGCGAUAUGCGAACCAGCCUCACCAUCACACGCUUCAAGCCAGACGAUGUGAGGGAGCUGCGAAAUCUCAUGCAAGCCGUCAUUCGCUGUAUGCUGGCCAUGGAGACAGAAAGCGCCCUUGUGAGCGAGGCCGAAGACGGGCAUGCCCCUGUCGUGGUCGAAGCCGCCGAGAUAUCUUCCCCGGCUUCCAGCGCACAGAACCUUGACAACAUGAUUGAAAAGGCUCCUGGUGCUGUGGAAGAGAAGGAAGUCACCCGAACUGUGAUUGGCAAACUGGCAAAACCCACUAAGGAGCUCCUCGCAUGCAUGAACCUAGGGCUGCAGGCGAGCCAAGCCGCACUGAUGGACCUGUCAGGCUACCGACAAUAUCUAGGGCCUCCAAUGACCAUUUCGUCCGACAUCGCCCCUGUCCAAAUCCGCAUGAAGGCUGCCAAAACAGUCUUUGACAGGGUCGAGUCUGAGCUCCUUGAGUCAGGCCAACUGCCCCCAGCAUCGAUGAACGACUCGGCCGUCGUCCAGCUGUUCAUCUUUGCGAGACAUCUCCGCGAAACCGCAACGACGGUGGAGAAUCUCAUGGGCAAAGUAUACGCCAUGCAGCAGGUCUCCAACUGGCCACGACCUCACUUGCCAUCGUAUCCCUGGAGCAAAGCCGUCCAUUGCGUCAACAGCCAAGUGAUGCACGACCGAGGCGGUGCCACGGCCUCAUCCUACCACAACAGUCUCGGCUACAGAAUCUGGCAAGUCUUGCACCUCCUUCAAGGUUACGAGGGCCGAUACGCCUUCAAAGCCGUUCUCGUCACAUCUCUCCUUUCGAUCCCAUCGUACCUCCACAGGGACAAAGUCUGGUGGGACGACUACGAAGCCUGGUGGGCUGUCACCAUGAGCUGGCUCCUGAUCCAUGCCCGCGUAGGAGGAAACGUGCAAGACUUGGUCGCCAGAGCUGUAUUAGCGGUUCUAGGUGCCGUAUGGGGUGGCCUCGCCCAUUCCGCGGGCGACGGAAGCCCGUAUGUAGUCGCAGUCUUUGCAGCCAUCUUCAUGGUGCCCAUGCUGUAUCGCUUUUCGCAGAGCUCUCAUCCGAGAUCCGGCCUCGUAGGCUGCCUGUCGUUCACAGUCGUCUCCCUGCAACUCCAAGCCGGCGACCUGCCCUCCACACCAGCCAUCACCGCCGUCCUCCGAGGCGUCGUCUUCCUUGUCGGCACAACCGCGCCCAUCCUUGUCAACUGGUGUCUGUGGCCCUUUGUUGCAAGACACGAGCUUAGGAAGUCGCUGUCUUCAAUGCUCUUCUUCUUGAGCAUCAUCUACCGCAACGUCGUAGCGAAGUACAUCUACUUUGAACAAGGCAAAGAGCCCACUCCCGAGGACAUUGAAAAAUCCGAAAUCCUCGAAGGCCGCAUCAGAGAAGGCUUCGUCCGCAUCCGACAACUCCUCGUAAUGACACGCCACGAGAUCCGCCUCCGCGGCCCCUUCAACCCUCUCCCCUACUCCGGCCUCGCCGACUCCUCCGAGCGCUUCUUCGACUACCUCAUCGCCGUGCGCCAGUCCGCCGUCCUGUACAACCCAGACUACAUCCGCGACGAGCCCCUCGCCGCGCAGCGACUGCUCGGCUUCAGGAGAGACGCCGUAGCCUCCAUCCUAGCGAACCUAUACAUCUUUGCAGGAGCUCUCAGAGCAGACAGAAAAGUUCCCAAAUACCUCCCCAGCGCCGCCGCCGCCCGCCGCAAACUCCUCCUCGAAACAGCCGCCCUCGAAGACGAACUCGCCCAGCACGCCCACCAACAAGAUGGCGACCCGGACGAAGACGCCGCCCGCAGAUGGCACAAGAAGUGGAGCGACAUCUACAGCUACUCGUACAACGAGAGCCUCACGGGCUGCGUCGCCCAGCUGGAGGAGCUGGAGAGGUUUACGAAGCUGAUUGUUGGGGAGCAGGGGUAA
Messenger RNA from Trichoderma citrinoviride, 3021 nucleotides. RefSeq lists its product as hypothetical. The record is from RefSeq and is a predicted model, not a curated record. The coding region runs from base 1 to 3021 and encodes 1006 amino acids. NCBI's taxonomy places the organism in Eukaryota, Fungi, Ascomycota, Sordariomycetes, Hypocreales, Hypocreaceae. The transcript has 7 exons.